This is a messenger RNA of Hemiscyllium ocellatum (epaulette shark), 806 nucleotides long. RefSeq names its product arginine vasopressin induced 1 (gene avpi1). The record is from RefSeq and is a predicted model, not a curated record. The transcript has 2 exons. Bases 96 to 542 code for a protein of 148 amino acids. NCBI's taxonomy places the organism in Eukaryota, Metazoa, Chordata, Chondrichthyes, Orectolobiformes, Hemiscylliidae.
UAGAAGCAGCUCAGAGUGGAUCGCAGCAGAACAAGGGCAGGGCACGGGCGGUUGGAGCUCGCCUGUUCACCGGUAGCGACCAGCUGGCUUGCCGGAUGGAGCCUAACACCGCUCCGUGCCCCGUCUGCCCGGCUUGGUAUGGCAAUAGCAGGUGGGUCCGCAAGUCCCGCAAGAAAGCCUCGGCCAACAUCUUCCAGGACGUGGACCUGGGACAGAUGCAAGCGCUGUUCAGGAAGAGCGGGGACGAGAACGCCGAGGAGCGGGCAAGGAUCAUCUGGGAGAAGGAGAAGCACGGGGAGCAGGACAUGGCACAGGCUCUGAUGGAGCUCAAAUCCAGGAAGACGCAGCUAUUCUUCCAGCACCAUAAAACUGGGGCAGAAUUCCUGGGGCUGCUCUGGAUGAAAGCCUUUAACAGACUGCGUAUCAAGGAUGGAGGAAAGAGUUCUGAGUACGAAUCCAGCGGCAGCGUGGAACGAUCGCAAAGAAGCAAGAUUAAGCGAAAAAGACUAAUUGCUAAGAAAUCCUUCAGAAAACUGCUGUAAAACGAGGAUUGUUGUUUAUGGAGUCUGCUGCAAAAUUCCUCGUCGUUAAUUUGCACCAAAUUAAACAAACAAUUGACUGCAACUUGCUGGGAGAUGAAUCGACUGCGUUUGUUUCGUUUCGGAUAUGAAACGUCUGUCUGUUCUGGCUCUGUAAAAUUUUUUUAUUAUUUAAAAUUGAAACACUAAAAAAGUAUCUUUUGGAUGACCGAUUACGUUCCGUUAUAUGUUUUCUGCAUUUCAAUAAAUUUGUCAGAAAAAAUUCAA